Messenger RNA from Fusarium odoratissimum NRRL 54006, 1983 nucleotides. RefSeq lists its product as uncharacterized. Bases 1 to 1983 code for a protein of 660 amino acids. The transcript has 3 exons. The record is from RefSeq and is a predicted model, not a curated record. Gene Ontology annotation, biological process: DNA-templated transcription; regulation of DNA-templated transcription. Gene Ontology annotation, molecular function: zinc ion binding; DNA-binding transcription factor activity, RNA polymerase II-specific; DNA binding. Lineage: Eukaryota; Fungi; Ascomycota; Sordariomycetes; Hypocreales; Nectriaceae.
AUGACACCAGGCACCCAAAGAAACGCAUGUCUCUCAUGUCGCCAGCGAAAGCUGAAAUGCGAUCGGCAGCAGCCAUGUGCGAAUUGUAUUGCUCGGUCGGUUGAGUGCACAGAGCAAGCGUUGCCGCAUCCUGGCCGGGCGGUCAAAAGAGCAUUAUCUCAAGAGGCAGACUCUUCAGCACUGUCGGGCAUUCUCUCGAGACUAGAUCAAAUCGAAACUUAUCUCAGCCCAGAUAAAAGGACCAAACAUGUCUCUAUACCGACCCCAAUUAGUAACCAGCUCAACGCCAUUCGAUUCAAUGUUCCCACCGUCCCGCAAACCCAAGAACGCGCUUCCAAUAACGUUGCUGAGUCGAUGCCUCCUGAAGAUCAAAUGCAAGCCACCAAAUACUCGGUCAAUGAUAGCUUCUUGCAUCGCGCGCUCACGCACGAGCUUAGUAUAUCAAUCUCAGCAGACUACAAAUCUCAGAAGACAAUCGAACCUCGCCACAUACAACUUCCUCCCAAGUGGGAGACAAUGCGCCUGUUUCAAGUAUACUUCCAAUACUUGGGCCAUGUCCAGAACAUCAUCUACGAACCCCACGCACGUAUUCUCAUAAACGAGGCAUAUGACCAGAUUGUCAAUAUUUCUGCAACAACUGCACCUCAAGGGCUCGCCUUGAUAUUAUCCGUCAUUGCCUUGGCGACGAUCCUUGAGCCUGUGGAUGGUAACUUAACUUCAGGUAUCCCAAUACUCAAGCAAAGGCUGGUGUUAUUUGCCGCCUACAUUCGAAUGGCGAUGGACUGUCUAGAGCAACAUCGUCGAAGGGCGGACCAUACCCUUGAGAACGUACAAGCAUUGAUCCUCCUCAGCUUUGGCAUCCAUCACACGGAAACAUUUUCUCCUCGGUAUCGUGUCUUGCUUGCUGAAGCUAUUGCUGUUUCUCAUAGCCUUGGACUGCAUGUUGUUGACCGGGUGCCUGUUAGACGGGGCCAUUCAAAGGUUGAUGGGGACCCAGUGACACAGGAGAUAAAGAGGAGGGUUUGGUGGUAUCUCGCUGCCACAGACUGGGCAUCUUCAAAGGCAGAGGGAACGUCUGGGGCUACUUACCUCAUCCAACCGAACCUUAUUAGUACCAACCUCCCAAAACACAUCAACGAUACUGAUGUUAACAACCCCGAGUACAAGGAGUGGCCCCUCUCAGAACCAACCACCAUGUCCUACAACAUCCAGCGAAUCAAGGUCGCCGAAAUAGUUCGCUGCAUUUCUGAUCUAAUGCCGCAUGAUCCAGGCGAAGCAUCGUGUGAGCUAAUCCUCACACUUGAUGCAAAACUGGAGUCAUUGCUAUGCGAGCUACCGAAUUUCUUCAAGGCUGAAUUGGCAGAGUCUGAGGAGACUAAACAGAUUGACCAAAGCUAUCCCCACAUUCCGAUGCAGCGACUCUUGAUCAACCUUCUCAUCAACAUUUUCCGCUGCGGACUGCAUUUCCCAUAUCUUCCCGGACGCGUCAAUAAGACUCUACAUGCAUUUUCGCGUCAAGCGAGCCUCAGGGCUGGUCGAGUUGUUCUUUCUUCCCAGCGUGGCAUGAGCAUGACAGACAUGUCGCACUCUGCUGAUUUCAUGAAGAUCCAGGGCACCAUAUUCCACAUGUUUAUCGGGGCACUUGUUCUUACUACUGAUAUCUGUUGCAACCAGGAUGGUCAGACUCAAUUAUCUGAGCUGAUGGAGGUUCUGAAGAAGCUGGACAAUGUCAAAGGUCAUUCGAAGAUGGCUGCGAAGUUACUGGAUGUGCUGACGCAGUUGCUGGUGACAUAUGGCAUCUGGUCGCCCUCUACAACCGUCUCUACAUAUACAGAAGAUGUAACCCCACUGGAUUAUGAUACAUCGGGACAUGAGGGCCCAAGGGUUGAUAGUCUCGAUAUGCCUUUCCCAUUUGAUGAACUGUGGGAGACAUAUAUCGGACAACCUUGCGGCUUGGACAUGCUGGAUGUCUUAGAUGCGUGA